AUGGACUCGUUUACCACCCCCGUUAGAACUUCAGACUUUGUUUUACCCCCGAGAGUCUUUGACCAUCCACGGAGAAAACGUUACAUCAGUGACAGUUCUGAGGAGGAGGUUGUGACCACGGGGAGCCCUUUGGCUCAGCCGUUGUUGGAUACGCCGGAAUCCGACCCCGAAACUCUUGUGAGACAUCCCAAAGAGCCUGAUGGCCUCUCUUUGUCCAACCCCUCAGAUCGCCACUUGGGAGAGUCACCGGUGGACAAGGCAAAUGGAAAAGAUGGCGCUCAGCAGCUCAAUGAUGCCUUUCUAGAGGACCCAGAGCCCCUGGACAGCAUUGUAUCAAGCAGCGAAGAUGAACCGGGCCCACCAUGUUUUUGCUCAACACCAAUACAAAUUGUUGAAGAGGGCUCCGAGGAUGAUGGGUUUGAAGAGUUUAGGAGGAGGCUAGGCAUAGAACUGUCCGAGCCAGUGCCACGUCGUGAGCGUAAAAAAGUUAUGCGGAUUAUUGUACGUGUUGCUGUUUAUGCUGUCCUUAAACACUGCCUUAGGGAAAAGCUUUUUGAAGAUAGUGAGGGCUGUGUCAUAGAUGCGCCAGCCCAACGGCACCAUGACUGUGUGACUUGGACUUCAGUGGAUAUAAACUGCAAGCUCCGGGCCCUGUGUGCUGAGCUGUGUUUGGAAAGCUUACUAAACACUGUUAUUGCCAUAGGUUAUGCUAUGCAAUGUCUGUGCCUAACCCAAGAACAUUUAGCACAAGGGGUGACUUUGAUAAAUGCUGUGCAAUUCAGUGGAGACCCUGACCGUGUUUUAAAGAAAAUGACCAAGCCGGAAGAUGCCUGCUUACAACGUUAUAUUGACCGUCUAGUUCGCACAAGAAGUUACAGAACCCUGCUUAAGAAAAAGACUAUUUGUAAGAAAUCUAAAAGGAUUAAGUUAGAGAAUGGUGAGGGUGCAAACAUGCGAUAUAAAACUUGGCAGCUGUAAAUUAAAAAAAAGGGGGGUGGGGGGGCUUUUGUGACUAUCUGUGUUUUGUUAGAAGGCUUUUGGCCCUUAAGUUUUAAUAAAGCAUCUUUGUUUGUUUUUAAGGAGUUGUAUGUCUUUUUAAAAUAAAUAAAUAGUUUUUGUGAGAAUUAGUUUUUGUGUGUGUGUGUGUGUGUGUGUGUGUGUAAAAGACAUUCAUUUAUAGCAAAAAGCUGAAAUGCAUGUUGUGGGAGGGAAAAAAUCCUAAAAA
This is a messenger RNA of Gopherus flavomarginatus (Mexican gopher tortoise), 1225 nucleotides long. RefSeq lists its product as uncharacterized. Lineage: Eukaryota; Metazoa; Chordata; Testudines; Testudinidae. The transcript has 2 exons. Bases 1 to 978 code for a protein of 325 amino acids. The record is from RefSeq and is a predicted model, not a curated record.